Drosophila elegans is the source of this 4066-nucleotide messenger RNA. RefSeq lists its product as uncharacterized. Gene Ontology annotation, molecular function: transmembrane receptor protein tyrosine kinase activator activity; protein binding. Gene Ontology annotation, cellular component: terminal bouton. Lineage: Eukaryota; Metazoa; Arthropoda; Insecta; Diptera; Drosophilidae. The transcript is spliced from 3 exons. The record is from RefSeq and is a predicted model, not a curated record. The coding region runs from base 1766 to 3394 and encodes 542 amino acids. Gene Ontology annotation, biological process: positive regulation of MAPK cascade.
UCGUUUCGAGCUCGACUUUUUCCCGCUGGCCGAGUGCACAACAACAAGAAGCUGGAGCUGGAGCUGUGGCUGAAGCUGAAGCUGAAGCCCAGGAAGAAGCAGUAGUAGGAGCAGGAGAAAGCGGAGAAAGGAGAAAAAGAGAGAGAGAGAGAGAGCCGAGAGGACCCAGCAGCCAGAGGAGUGAAAUUCGAGGAGGGGCGCAAAGGGAGUGGGUGUACGAGUGCCAUAAAGUGGAAAUACGAAACGCCUUGAGCGGCGGCAGCGACGUCGACUGCGGCAGCGACUGCGACGCCGGCAGAGGGACCCGCGUCAGGCGGCCAAGCAAAAGGCAGACAAACAGUCAAAUCCUGCUGAGACGACACGACGAGUCCUUGCUCGUCGGUUCAAACGUGCGGAACACUCUUGGAGCCAGUCGAACCAAAAAACAAGACACAAGAACACUAGAAGCCAAGCUAGUCCACAAAACACCACUCACACACCACUACACACUUGCCCCCCAAAAAUAAAAAAAAACAACAAGGGAAAGUUUUCACUUCAAAAAUUAUAAUUAAAAACAAAUACCAAAUUUAAUAACCAAGUCACCAAGUCGAAACAAUAUGUUGAAGAUAUAUAUCCUCAUCCAAGUGCAGUGACUCGUGUGCAAAAGUUAUCCAACCACAACUCCCCCAAAAAAGCAAAGAAAUCAGUUCCAGUUAAUUGUUCUCCCUCAGUUGAUGGCUAACACUGUGAAUUUUAAUUAAUAUACAACAAAAAACGUAGUUUAUAUGAAAAAGCAAAACGAAAACUAAGUGCCGCAAGCUGAGAGCGCUAAACACGAAAAAGUGCUAAAAGUUCCUUAAACAAAUAUAAAUAACAAAACGAAAAAAAAAAACAAAACAAAAGCAAAACAAAUUAUUGUUACAACUACUUAUAAAAAUAUACAAAUUAUACAUCAAUUUUCUUUGCAUUUUAAACAAAAAGUGUUAAAAAAACGUUACAAAAAGUGAACAGCUCAAAACGAGAAAAAGGGGAAAACCAAAGUGCCGCGGAAAAAUAACUCUUAAGCCUACGAGAAAAUACAAAGCCGAAAAAAAAACUGUCCAGUGUAGAAAAGUACGAUAAAAAUCAAAUCAAAAUUCGAAUAGUGCCGACGGAAGACAGCAACUAGUUGUUAGCAGGUUUAGCCCUCAGAACUAACGAGGGCGGGUCGUCAGAGGCCAAGCAGGUUCAAGCGGCCACAUACCCACAUAUACCUAUACCAACUCCAAACUCUCGAGCCCCGAAACCCAAACUCCACGGCCAGCGUAGACAAUUGAUUAUUGAUUUUGUCUAAGGCAGCAGGAACUUCACAGCUUAACGCAAAACAAAACUUGGCAGCAGGGCAACAAAGGGCGACGAAAGGCGAGAAAAACAACGAAGAAGAAGACCAGAGGGAAAAAAACCAACACACACACACACGGAGAAACCGGAAAACUCGGAUCGGAAAACUCCAGUGUUGAGGCCAGUGUUGUGCAAUGCCAGGCUUAGGCCGGCACAGUGUUGGUCAGCGGAGUGGGGCCUGAAGACCCACAAAAGCUGAGUGCGAAAAGAGCGGUCUAAACUUAGUGACUAAGAAACAAUUUAGAGGAAAACCCCCCUCAAGACCACCUGCCAUUCUAUCUCCCCCCCCUUGCAAACCCACCCCCACUGUAAUUUCCCCUUUGGUCAACACCCCCGCCAUCCCCCCCAAAGAACCGCCAAAAUAAGCCGUCUAAUCGAGAAGCUGCGACAGACCAACAAACGGAAAAUGUUCUGCUCGCUGGCCCAGACGCUCUUCUGCGUCCUGCUCAUCCAGGGCGGCCUCUAUGCCCUCCACCUGAGCGGCAACGGGGACAAGUCCCUGGGCGAGGGCAAGGCCAUCCAGGCGGUGCCCAGCCAGGCGUUGGGCCCCUCCGUCGGAGGAGCCUCCUCCUCCUCCUCCGCCUGGCAGACGGCUCCGUCGCAGCAGCAGCAGCACCAACAGCAUCCCGGUGGAUCUCCGCCGGGCGGUGGCUCCUCGCAUGGCCAUCCCAGGUCAGCGGCGGCGGCCGCCUUCGAUGCCACCACCGUGCGGCUGAACAAGGAGAUCGCCGACAUGGCCCAGUUGGAGCGGGAAAGGCUGAUGCUCCUGGCCCGAGCCAAGCAGACGGCGGAGCAGCCGGCGGGUAAUGGCCAUGGACGUGGUCACCCCUUCAUCGCCGGCCGGAUACAGAUGCAGCCCAGCGAGGAGCUGGACGUCGGCGACUACCCCGCCCUGCUGCAGCAGGCCGCCCGCGGCUACAUCUUCGGCAAUGUCCAAAAGCAGCCGCCCACUCCGAUCAGCCUGGAGCAGGACUACGAGCAGCUGCGAGAGCUAGAGAACAGGCCCGUCAAGUACUACGGCCGGGUGGUGCAGCCAGCGGAGCGGGAGGAACAGGCGGAGGCGCUCUACGAGCCACUGCACUCCUUCGGUGACUUCGAUGACUUCUCGGAACUGGAGCAGGAGUCGGAGCAGGAGCCGCACUUGGGCAGCGAGGACGAGCUGCUCAGGGAGCUGGAUGCCUACCAGUAUCACGGGCUGGAGGAGGAGCCGCUGCCGGAGAAUCCCUACCGCACGCUGGAGCAGCUGGAGCUGGCCGCACCCGAUUCCCUGCAACAGCUUUUCGAGCAGGAGCAGGAGCAGCGAGAUGCCCCCUCGAAGGGCAUGCACACGGGCAAAGGGCACAAUCCGGGAAACUACAACAUAAGGGUGCAGCAAAAGUGGGCCCGGAAACGAAACAAUGGCCAAGGAAUCGCCCAUAAUCCCGAGGCGGAGAAGCAGCUGCAGCGCCAGAUCUUUGCCCAGCACUUCAAGCCGCAGCGAAAUGGCAAGCUAUUGGAGCCCGCGGCCAGCAAGCAUCUAAAGACCUCCAGUCGAUCCGGCUCGAAGGACCCCGAAAAGGCCAAUAACGAGCUGGGAGCUAGUGCAUCCGCCGCUGGCGCAAAUAAGCAGACAACAGGCGAUGGACUAGCCAAACAGCAGACGGAACAGCAGUCACAAGACAAAAAGGAUCCGGGCCACAAAAGAUCAGGAUCUGGAUCCGUGGGAUCGCCAGGAAGCGGCUACUUACCGCAGCCACCUGUGUCCCACAGCAUAGCCAGCCAGCUGAUGCUGCGCACCGCCCGCGGUCAACGGCAGUACGAUGUGCCACAAAUCGAGUGUCCAACCGCCAUGGAUGGCAUGGAGCGGUUUGCCUGCCCGAUUCCCGACCGGCAGGGCCGAUACCGCUGCAUAGACGAUCAUGUGCUGUGCGAUGGCUUCAUCGAUUGUCCCGACGGCGAGGACGAGGACCGGAGAUCCUGCAUGUUCUACAAGACGACGAAGGCUCACUUGGAUGUGUUAGCGGAUGCGUUACUGCGCUGGGCGCGAGGGCGUUAAGCUCUGUCCACCCACCAACCACACAUUGAUACACACUCUCUCUAAACACACACACACACGCCCCAAACAAAUACAACUAGAGAACUCUCUUUAAACAUUAUUGACAAAAAAUUAGUUUUAGCGUGUCCCAAGUAAAGCAAAAAAAAAACCCUAUUAAGUUUAAACGUUACUCAAAAAGAACUAACACAUAAACCCACACACACACACACAUAGACAAGCCAACCACCCGCCUGUCCUUUGACGAGAGAUUUAAAAUUCGCAAGAAAUUCCCCAGAAAAACAGAAACCUAUACAAAAAGAAUAUAAAAAUGCAGCUUGCAAAAAGCUGAAUGGAUUGCCAAGUAAGAGAACAGAAAGCUAUGAUUAAAAACAAAAUGAGGCAGCAAUUAUGCUUAAUGAGAAGGUAUGAUUAUUAUUACACUAUUAUUAUUAAACAUUAACUUAAUGAAAGCCCAAGAAAAAAACGCAGUUAUACAUACUAAAGCUAAAUUAUAAUUCAAAACAAAAAAAAAAAAGGACAACAAAAAUAAGACAAAAUCGAAGCUGUUUUUUUUUUGUUUCGUUCAUUUGAAAUUUGUUUCGCAGGAACAGAGAAGAUAAUGAGGAAAAACAAAAUUGGGCCUAACUAUUUUUAGUAUACAUUAAAUAAAUAUAUUAUAAAUAUAUCUUACUA